CAAACUCGGUGGUCUGUCUUCGCUGGGGUGCUCAGAGUGACCGGUUUUCCCAGAAUUAUGGCACCCAAUGUGAAGGAAGAUGCCUGGAAAGUGUCCGGAAUAUCUAGGACUUAUCCGAGUUACCGCCAGCAUAUGCCCGUAACGGGUGAAAGGUCUCUGGCUGAGGGUAAAAAUGCGGACGAUGAAGCUGAAGGUCUUUGGCGGAUUAACGAUAAGCUCUACGACUUAGCGGACUUUGCCGCUCGGCAUCCGGGUGGCGAUUUCUGGAUUAAGUCCACCAGGGGCACGGACAUCACCGAACCCUUUGAGUCGCAUCACAUCGAGGAGCGAGCCCGGGAAAUGCUCAGUAAAUUCGAGGUGCGAAAGGCGUCGAAGCCACGGAACUACAAGUUCACACUGAAGGAUGAUGGAUUCUACAUGACCCUGAAGCGGCGAGUGCGUGAAAAGCUAAGGAAACUGGAUUACUCACCCACCAAAAAACAGAGGUAGUUUCUGCACUUGGGCAUCUUGAUCUCUGUGUUCUUUAGUUGGGCCGGCACAAUUCUGGAUUCCUUGGUCAUCCGAUCUCUGGCUGGGUUGGCUCUCUCCUGGGUGGCCACCUCCGCACACAAUUACUUCCAUCAGCGGGAUAACUGGCGGAUGUACACCUUUAAUCUGACACUCAUGAACUUUCGAAACUGGCGCAUUUCGCAUGCCCUAUCGCACCAUGUGUAUGCGAAUUCCCUCCAUGAUCUGGAGAUGUCCAUGUUUGAGCCCUUUUUAUGCUGGAUUCCCGCGCAAUACGCCAGUAAAAUGCAACGAUGGAUCUCAGUAGUGAUCUCGCCGGUGGUCUUUUUAGUCUUUUCCAUGUACAAAUUAUACAACGGUGAGUGGUAGUAAUUAUUCCUUAAAUACACAAGAAAUAACAUUUAUUUCUUUUUUAGUUUGGUUGUCUCCCUGGUCAAACGGAAUUUAAUGUACUGGGAUGAUCUAAUAGGUCUUAUUUUACCGGUAUUUCUCUAUUUGUCCACUGGAGUGGGCCUAAAAGCCUCUUUAGUCAGCUGGCAGAUCAUCGUAGUCAUCGGUAGUUUUAUUUUCGGUUUCGUGGGUCUUACUGCAGCCCAUCAUGAUCCCCAGAUCCUGCACGAUGGCGAUACCCCACGUAAGGACUUUGAUUGGGGUCUAUAUCAGCUGGACACCAUUAUCGAUCGUGGGACUAAGUGGUCUGAUCUUUUGGUGCUAACCCACUUUGGGGAACAUGCACUGCAUCAUCUAUUUCCCACCCUUGAUCAUGGUGUGCUUAAGCAUCUCUAUCCAGAACUGAGGCAAACGAUAAAAGAGUUUGAUGUUGAAUUGCGGGAGAUCAAUCAUUGGGGUCACAUCAAGGGUCAGAAUCAGCAAUUGCUGAGAGUACAUAAGAAUCUGCCACCGGGAAGCAAGAAGUCGAUGUAGGGUAAAGUCAAAGGUAGUCUGUAAAUAAAUUAAUAUUCUAAAUAACCUGGUUUGGGGUUCUUUAUAAAUGAUUGUAGUAUAAAAUAACAAGCUAUAAUUAGAAAAUUAACUAAAUUCAACCGUUUCUUUACUCUUAUAUUUUUCUGUUUAAAACAAACACUCUCUUCACCUUUUUUUACUCUUUCUUCUCACUUAAAGUCUUUUGAGCAUUUCCGGUUUUUAUGGUGUUUGUUAUGAUAUCUUAUAAGAUGUGUUUUUGUAGCUUGCUUUUAUCAGCUUUUAAUGGCUAUCAAAUGUUUCUUGACUCAUAAACGCUCUUUGUAGGUGAGAGUUCAGCGGGUACCAAAUAAACCUGAUUAUUUUUUAAAUACCGCCAUAUAAAUGUUUGACUGCCUCUUUAAGAGAUAUGGUCAAGUAACGUUAUAUAUAUUUGCUGAAUCACUGUGACCAGGCGAUGGGGAAACUAAUCUUUAAAUUGAUUUAAAAUUUUAUUGUUUGGGUGCUUAGGAGCUUUAAGAAAACAUGAAGCAGGGAAAAAUAACGUAAAUAAAUUAUUACGGAACUAUAAAUAUCGUUAA
Messenger RNA from Drosophila serrata, 2009 nucleotides. Its product is annotated as cytochrome b5-related protein. Lineage: Eukaryota; Metazoa; Arthropoda; Insecta; Diptera; Drosophilidae. Gene Ontology annotation, biological process: lipid metabolic process. The record is from RefSeq and is a predicted model, not a curated record.